CCAUCACAGGAUGACAUCGCCUAUUUUGAUCCUGAGUCUAGGUCUGCUCCAUUGGAGCAUUUCCCUCGCCUGGUCACAGGAUAUGCCCUCUGAUGUGAUGGAGGCCGUCGGUCAAGUGCAGGACAUCAUCGGAGGCUAUUUGAAAGGCCCACAAAGCUCGGAGUAUGGUGACGAGCAAUUCAAUGGAACGCCCUUUAUAGCCGAACAAGCAUCGAACAUCCACAACUUGGGCGGAUAAUUCCAAUUCCAAUUCAAAGUACUACUUAAUAGCUACGCCAUGUGGCUAAACAUUAAAUUAAAUUGAAGAGUGUGUCCGCAACUUUUC
This is a messenger RNA of Drosophila mauritiana, 325 nucleotides long. RefSeq lists its product as uncharacterized. The record is from RefSeq and is a predicted model, not a curated record. The transcript has 2 exons. Lineage: Eukaryota; Metazoa; Arthropoda; Insecta; Diptera; Drosophilidae. The coding region runs from base 11 to 238 and encodes 75 amino acids.